CGUUUUUAAUUUGGCGCCACCCAAGCGCUGGUGGUCUGAUCAUCAGUCUCAUUGUUCUGAUUCCACCAUUCGUAUUGGGGACAUUAAGAGCGAGAGAAAUACCAUAAGCUUUUGCCGUACGUUAUAUAGCACUGCUCGAUUACUGUUUUGGUGUACGAAGUUCCUGCUUGUGAUCGCUGCUUUCGUCUGCAACUAUAGCGGCCGUUUGCGCUAUAUUAUGUUGUUGUUAUUAUUAUCCCAUGCUGCGUGUCUGGUAGAAUCUUGUUUGCGCGUAUAACCAACUCAGCUGGCAGCUGGUAUUUACCGUAGUCGUCGGAGUGAGCGUUGCCUGUCGAAAUCAAUAGAAAGUGAGAGAAAGAUCAUACAAGUCAAAUGCAAUAUCCGAAGGAUAAGUUUUAGCUGUAUUAAUACUACUUAAAAGAUUGGUCCAUUGCUACGACCAUAAUCUUCUAUACAUAAACAAAUAUAACAACUAGAAAGCAAAUCAAAUGUUCUGUAAGUAGUGUUUUCAAGCACCGGAUGAGUUUUACAACAAGCAGGUCGUUUGCUUUUGGCUACUUCUUUUUCUGAGCAGAUCUUUAAUUGUGGUGUUGCUAGUAUAGGUUUUGUGAGCUGGUUUUGAUCACUGCUGUCGUAGCUGCUAGUCGCCAUUAAGUGUCAUUACUAAUCUUCCACCAAAAUGUCGGUCUGAUCUCUGAAUAUUGCUGUUGUUCGACGAAUUUUUGCCUCGGUGACUUUAUUAUAUUAGUGAGCCCUUCGUGUGCCGAUUCGCUCUCUCUUAAAGAGUGAGUUUAAAAAGAACUCAUUUCUGAUACGAUUACCAUUAUAUUGUUAGUGGACCUAGUGUUUGUUCUCGAACUCUUUGCAAGGUUCAAUCUGGGUUCAUUAUAAAUAUCCGCAAUGACGUGAGAAUAUUGAGAGGAGUGUUCAUAGGGAGGUCGCACAGUGGCUACGAGUGUCAUAAAAAUGUGCACGUGUGUGAGGAGUAGAUGAGAGAAAACGUAAUCAUCGCCGAUUAUCAAGGAAAUACUAGGAAAGCAUCAUCAUGUCUAAGGAUAUUCCUAGUACCACCUCUCCGACUACAACGGUAGGGACUGAAGGAAUUUUGUUGUUGUCAGCCGCUGAGGACGCAGACAAACGACGGCAGCAGGAACACGAGCACCUGCUUAAGGAGAUUGAGACAAGUGAUUCCUCGACUGUCGGCCACGUUCUCAGAGCGAUUUACGAUGGAGACGACCACGCCAAAUUCCUUGAAAAAUUACGCGCUCGCAUCGACGACCAUUCGAGAGAAAUCCAAAAGAUGUGCAAUUUUCACUAUCAAGGAUUUAUCGAUUCAAUCAAUGAACUGCUUCAAGUCAAGAGUCAAGCGGCGAAACUCAAGGGAGAAGUGUCAGAAAUCCAUGCUGAAUUGAGUGAUAGCACAGAGAAAGCAUUGGCAAAAGGCGAAGCCCUAGUUCGAGUUAGAAGAACGCAAUGCAACAUUAAGGCAGCCAUAGAGGCAUUAUCAAUUUGCCUGCCUGUUCUCGACAUGUAUUCGAAACUCAACGAGCAGAUGGCUGCUAAACGCCAUUAUCCGGCUUUGAAAACUAUUGAACUAUUAGAACAUACUUACCUGCCUUUAAUACAAAGGCAUAAGUUUGCACAAACUAUGGGACAACGUCUGCCUCGCUUUCGCGCGCAAAUUGAAGAGGCUUCCAUGACCGAACUUAAAGAUUUUCUGGAGAGCAUACGAAAACACUCAGCACACAUUGGGGAUAUUGCCAUUGUACAGGCUAGCGAGCAAUAUCAGAUCGAAGCGGAGGGCUUUACACAUGGCGCCAUUAACAGUGUGUCUAAUGGUCCGACAUCUGGCGUCAAACUCAAAAAGCCCUCGUCGAUAUCCGGACCCUCUGAUGGCGAAAAUACAGCCUCGGUUGGAACUGCACAAGAUUUGGUGGACUUCAGCCCAGUUUACCGCUGUUACCAUAUAUUCGGUGUUCUGGGUAAUGGCGAACGUUUCAGAACUUAUUAUCGGAGCAGUCGGGAAGAACAGGCCAAACUCGCUCUGCAGUCCGCGUUUAAUAUGCACGCCUCACUCGAAGGUUAUCGUGCUUUUUUUAACGAGGUGGCUGGCUUUUUUGUCGUUGAGGAGCAUGUGGCAAAUACGGCAGGUGGACUAGUUAGUCGAACCGAACUUGAAACUUCGUGGGCGGAGGCAUGUCAUCGCGUAGAGGCUGCUCUCAGAACGAGUACUGGCUACUGUACAGAAGCUCCCCUCAUGCUCCGAGUCAAGACACUCAUUAUGCUAUUUGCAUAUACGCUCAAAGGUUAUGGCUACAAGGUAGAUCCUCUAAUUAAAUUACUGUUGGAGGUGUAUGAGCACUACAAUGAAAUCCUUAUGAAGACCUGCAAAGAUUCAUUUCGGCAACUCUUUGAAGUGGACAGCUAUCAUCCGAUGCAAGUUGACACCGAAGAAGAAUAUAGACGGGUGCUGAGUAAAUUUCCAUUUCGCGACGAAGUUUUGGAGAGGUCACCGUUUCCACGCAAGUUUCCUUUUUCUAGUUUUGUUCCGGCAGUUUACACGUAUGUUAAGGACUUUGUCGGCGAAUCACUCAAGUUUCUGCAGGACUUAAAUUUAAGUCAAAGUGAAGUGGAGGAUAUGGUGCGCAAGUCAACAAACCUACUCCUGACGCGGACGUUGAGCGGAUGUCUUACGGCGCUUAUCGAGAAGCCCUCUUUAGGUCUCUUGCAACUCAUUCAGAUCACAAUUAAUACGAAUUAUCUUGAGGAGACCUCAUUCUUUCUCGAAGAACAUAUUCAAUCCAUCUUCAGGUCGCCAGCAUCAGCUGGUGGUAGUGCUAGUGUAGGAAGCGGCGUGGGAACCAAUUCUGGAACGGGUGUGUCGUCUCACGCUACACGACUACAAGGCAAGGCGAUCUUCAAGGACUCUCGUAAGAACGCCGAAGACCAAAUCUACAAACAGAUCAAACGCAAAAUCGACGAGAGUAUCGAGCUGGCAACUUACGAAUGGACCGCCGCUGAGGCUCGCGGUACUGCUUCCGCCUACAUGCUCGAUUUAAUUGCGUUUCUCAACAACGUCUUCCAAGCGUUCACCAAUCUACCCGAUAGAGUUGCGCAAACAGCGUGCAUGACGGCUUGUCAACAUCUUUCCGGGAAGCUACUCGAUCUCCUCCGCAACGAAGAAGUAAAAGCGAUAUCUACGGGUGCCGUGGAACAGUUCAAUUUGGAUUUGAUUCAGUGUGAACAGUUUGCCACCUCGGAACCUGUGCAGGGUCUUAAUGCAGAUGUGUUGCCCAUGUUCUUCGUUGAGUUAAGACAGCUUGUCGAUCUCGUCAUGGAUGAGGACUGGCAGACCUACUUACAGGAGAAAAGCGACGGAAGAAACGAUGCAAAAUAUCUUCGGGUCCAGCCGACUACAGCACUUAUCGUUCUAGAAAAGGUGUGUGCAGCGGACAAAAAGCGAAAUACGUUGCUGAACUUCAAUCAAAAACAGAAGGAACGCAAAAAACUUCUCGAAUGGGCCGUUAAACAGUUAAGAAUAAUCACGCAGGCCAAUGGAGUGUUCAACCAUAAUAAUAAUUCUUUAUAGUGGUUUCAGCGAAAUUACAUCAGCUACCACGAAACCAGAGUGCAUGUAAUGUUUUUGGCUACGUAAGGAAAGCGCCAAAAUUGUCCUGCGUCUGAAUCCACAUCAUGGAUCCGCCGAUUAGUAAGGGGACUUCAGAGGCUAUUUCUGCACGCAAAGAUUAGAUUAUUUUGAGUCAUACCAUAAUCAUGGUAAAUAUUUUAUACAAAGCUGGCGAUAUACCAACCCAGAUCGUGUAAAGGGAAAGGUGCUCGAAUGAAAACAAGAUAUGCGCAUGUAAUGCGCAUAUCUGCAUGUAUACAGACAAAAAACGUUUGGUGGACGGUUACAAAAUCAGAAACAACCACCCUUCUCCUUUUCGCGCAAUGGAACGAUUUGUCGGUAUCAUGUGUAGCGCGAAAGAGUCAUCAACUGUUUAGGACACCAGACGUUACCCGAACAAUCUGGCUUCUAUAGUUUCACAUUGUAACUUCAGGGAACAUGUCUGAACCACCAUCAUGAUAGGUAUUAAACAACGAAAAUUAGGACAGUAGGUUCCAUCAUAAAUGAACAUUUAUGUUAUUAAGUUUGUUUCUUUAAUUUAUCAAAAAAACUAUACUUAAAUUAUUGUUGUUCUGAUCAUAGAUUUAUUGGUAUCAAUUUUAUGAUAGCGGUAGUUCCUAGCCAACAAAAACGCCUUUUUUACUUUAUAAGCUAAUAGGCCCGGAACGAUAUGCAUGAAGUGAAUAAAGCAAACCUAUUAUUGCUAUUCAUGCAUACUACGCCAAAAAAAAUUGCUGGAAAUACACGCGACGCCAUAUGUACGGUACUAUUUAGUUACAUACAAUUCUCUCCAUAGAUUUUACAUGUAUGUAAUAUAGAAAACGGUAACAGAUUACGGAAACUUUCUGCUACCAUUGGUGAACUAUUUCGAAAAGUCUCUUUCUAACAUGUUAAUUUAUAUGUUACUUUUAGGCAAAGCCUUGAUUAGAUAACAUCUCUUUUGUGGAAACCAAUGCUUCGGGUUGCUUACGACCCGAGUCUGCCCAUAUGUCUGUCUGUGCAGUCUUCCCUCAUUUAAUAGUGUGAUAUCAUCUAUCCGUCGUAAUGUAUGUGAAGUGCCGGACCUAUCAUAAGAAAAAUCGUUAACUAAUAGCAAGCCCUAGAUGCUUAUUAUAAUAAUAUAUUACCUAAUUAAAUCCUAGGGCAAUUAUUUUUGUUUUGAGAUGAAAGACGGUACAUUUUCGGUAAUUAUUAUCACAGUGAAUCCAGAUAUGCCAGCCAGAAGAAGGCCACACAUAAAAUUCGCUGUCUGAGAAUGUACCCAUCCCAAAGUGUCAGAGCAUAAAUAACAGAUAAUUCCAACAUCACACAAACAGGUCUUACUAGCAAUGAUCAUAGUGACGAUGAUAGUACGUCGUAAUACUAUCAUAUUGCAAUGGCGCGUACAUUGUGUCUUAUUAUCUUUAUGAGCUAUGCGUCGUACAAAAAUCAAAGGUCGCAUUCAAAUGGCUGAUAACAAAGACACACAAGAGCCUAAUUUUUAACUAAAGACUAUUAUUUAUGUCUAUCAUAAUGUUGAUUAGCUAAUGAGUUGAUCCAUUAAAGAAGCGCUAACAGUAAGAAUCGCAACAACGAUGGUGAUGAUAUACUUAAACGGCACUUCCUGCAAAUAAAAACGAUAGCGGUAACUUGAUUGACAGUUAAUUGUAUAGUGUAAUAUUUAAUAAAGGUCGCCAAGAGAACAUGUCUUAUUCAGAUAAUAAAAUAAAAAUAUAAAUUAACGCCUUAUUUUGAAUUAGAUGUUGCUGUGGUCUCUAUUUUGUACACUUCUGAAUCGUUCUUUAUAUAUCUGCUACAUUUUUCAGAUCGCCGAAAAGGAUUCGAACAUUCACGCAAUCCCAAAACGUUUGAGAACUUACGUAAUAUGUUAUGUAGCUACUAUAAAGAAUAGUUUAUUAGCAGGGUGGCGAGUUCAGGAUGAAGAAUAGUCACUUCCCUGGCAACGACAGUUUACGUUUAUUAAAGUUGAAUAGAGCAGAACUGUAAUUUUGAAAUACUAGGAGAAGCAUUCACCCUAUUUUUUUUUACACGUAUUGAUUUUUUUGCAGAUACAAGCACUAAGUGAUUUGCAUUGCGUGAAAGCGUUUUCGUUUUUGGUAGCCUAAUGUACCAGUAGUGAAGCUAUGAAAUCUUCCUACCUUACUAAAUCCUAUCGAGCCUCAAUUAUGUGGGGACUAAAUUUAAACGGGUUUCCUUUACAUUUCGCUUUGGUUUGACCACUAUCCGCUUGUUAUAAGCCCAAAGGUCAUAGGUGUCUCUGUUGACUUUCAGGACGGCAAAAUCGUAUUUUUGAUAGUACACUUCUAUAUCCUCAAAUUCACUGAUAGGCUGGCUACAACGAACACAUUUGGACAGCUCGAACAAGAAACAAAUAGUGCAUCAGCACGCGUUUCCACUAAGCGGAAGGAAUUGUCUCUAGAAAACCUUUUCCAAAAUCGAUAGACUGCCUCAUAUCCACAUGCCUGUGAUGCCUUCGUCAAAUAAACGAACGUUCAAGUUUGAGAACAUUCGUAACAGUGGAUUGAUACAUAAAACUGGUCAUAAAUUGAAAAGUAUUUAUGUAUAAAAUGAACAUAUUUUUUAUAAUAUAAACAAUGUAGGGUAAAAGUGAUGAAACUCCGUCUCGAAAUUUGUACACAUGUCCUGGCAGAACCUGGGUUAACGUAAGCAGAUGUCAUAACCGGUCCUGUUAAAAAUGUCGGCUAUUGCUACGUCGCAAAGAUCUGCCCCAAUUUGCAAGCUUCCAAAUUAAUUUGCGAAAGAGGUCAGAACAUUUAAGAGAACGCGCACCGCUAUCUAAAGCUUACUACAUCUGACACUUAGCAAUCUGCUAAGAAGAUAUACAAGUGUAAGAUAUGGUUAAAAAAAAACGCGUCGUUGUGUAUUUUUGCAAGAAUCUCUCUUUAUCGUUUAAAAAUGGCAGAUGGUAUAAGCACCACAUGCUGCAAGAGAUAUGGAUAAGGAAUAUGAAAUAUGCCAUUUCUUAGUACUAUCGGAGCAGAAAGUCAGAGUAGAUAGCCAGAGCAGCAUAUUAUAUAAGAAGUACUUUGCAUUACUCACACACAAGCUCCAUUAAGAACACCUGCCUAAUGAAACGGCUAAGCCCGCUAUACUCGUUCCACGUGAGCUCCGAUGAAUGCUUUUAAAAAGCAUUUGUGAAUUAGAGAGCAAAUAAACUACAAUGAGGAAAGUAACAGAAACACGUAUAAGACUUCAGAUGGGAGUCUUCGUGGUAUUGACAAACAAAAUCACCCUGAACGACCAUAAAUAUCUAAAUAACAACGAUAAAUAAUGCCGUCACAUACCAAAACCAUAAACUGUUUCAAGAACGAAAUGAGAUUUUACUGAGGAACUGAGAGCUAUUUCCGCUCAAAGCCACCCAUUUGGGAAUAAUUUUAGCAAAUUCUAACAAGUCUGUACAUCCUGCAAAAAAAUAGGCUAUUAGUCUUGUAACUGAAGCUCAAAUAUCUCGCAUUAUGCAGUGCUUAAGAAAUAACUAUCAUAUGGAUACGCAACAAUGCAGAGGUAGCAAAGCCUACUCACAAAAAAUGCAAAGAGAGAGAAAUUAAUAAUUCCCAAACCGCUACCUACCACUGAAUGCGCGCAUCUCAUAUGUACCCAUAUUCCAGAAAAUUUUAAAGCGCUGAAAAACGCUAUGACUACUCCAGGCCGAGGGUAGACCAGGCCUACCUACCAUUUUACUUGUAAAAUAUCACAAACAUACCAUAAACACCUUUCAGAAUUUACAUGAGGGCGCAGAGACAACAUACUUACUCGCUAAAUAUAGAAAUAUAUGAAUCUAUGGUUCGCAUGAAAUUGACCCGUUUGCUUCACGCUGAAGGUCAGCCGUCCGAAUCAAUAAUAACGCAGUUUUUCAUAUAAAGCUUGAAUAUCUUAUUACAUCUUUAGUCACCGUAACUACGCAAUCGAAUUUUGAUGUACCCCGAUUUUGACGCACACAUACCGUGAACGAGCCAGGCAUCAACGCUUAGAAACGCACAUAUUUAUAAAAGUUACGUUGUCAUGAGUAUUGCAUGAGAAAAUCACAAAAAUAGUUUGGUUACUGGAAUUUAUUUUCCAUUGAAAAGGCGGCAUGUAGGGCUAGUGCUUAUUUAUAUACGCUAAGGGUUCGGUAGUACAGAGUUGUAACAAAGUUCAUCUGAUCUCACUACACCACCGAAUGUAAAAUACCGA
Molecule: messenger RNA, 7822 nt
Organism: Varroa destructor (honeybee mite)
Lineage: Eukaryota; Metazoa; Arthropoda; Arachnida; Mesostigmata; Varroidae
Gene: Sec15
Product: exocyst complex component Sec15
Biological process (GO): Golgi to plasma membrane transport; intracellular protein transport; exocytosis
Cellular component (GO): exocyst; membrane
Source: RefSeq, a predicted model, not a curated record